Messenger RNA from Lactuca saligna, 2150 nucleotides. The record is from the annotation of a GenBank genome assembly. NCBI's taxonomy places the organism in Eukaryota, Viridiplantae, Streptophyta, Magnoliopsida, Asterales, Asteraceae.
AUGGGCACUUUUCAUGGCACACGUGAAAUCAUUGAAUUGGAAGAAAAUUCAGAUUUUAAAUCCAGUAAGCAUGGGGAGAAGUUCAAUAUAGAAGAUGAAAUCAACCGUCUUUUUGAAACAAUUAGGGUUUCUGCCAAGACAACAGGUUUAGCACAAGUUCUUAAAGAUAAACAGAAGAAAUCCAUGAAAAGACCAAUGAAAGUUGGCCCUUAUCAAGCAUCAAGAAUUGGGAUUUCAGAACCUGCUAGUUUAAAACAGGCAUUGAGAGGAUUAAGCAUCUCUCAAGCAUCAGAAAUGGCAGCUAUGAAGAGGUUAUCAAAACCAGUAACAGUAACAUCUUCAGGAAGCUUUGAAGGUGGACCAGUCAAACAGUCACAGAUAGCAGUGGAAGAAUCCUUUGUUCCAGAACCUUCCGGAAAGAUACCCAAAUCUUUACAAAACAGAAACCUUAAACUGAAACUUUCUUCUUUAUCCACUCGAUCUAGAAAGAAACUCCCUGUGGUAGAUGAAAUCAAACCGGAUCUAAUCAAAGAAGUCGAAAAAAGACCUGAUUUAUUGGUCAAUAAAAUCGAUGACAAAUCAAGGUCAAAAGAAAAGGGGGAAUUCUCUCAAAGCUCAAAAAGCAGCAGCCUUGGUGAAUGCAGCAGUAGUACAAGCUUCAGUUGUGACAGCAACAUAAGUAAUUUUAGCAGAAAUUCAUGUCGGCCUCACAUGUCAAAAGAUUCAAGAUGGGAAGCUGUUUUAUGUGCUCAAAAACACCAUGGAAGCUUGAAUCUAAAAAACUUUAAGUUAAUCAAGAAAAUUGGAGGUGGGGAUCUUGGAACUGUUUACCUCACGGAGCUUCUUGGGUCACAUUGCUUUUUUGCAAUGAAAAUUGUGGACAAUGAGUUGUUGACACUUAGAAAAAAAGCUUCAAGGGCACAAACGGAAAGAGAAAUAUUACAAUUACUUGAUCACCCAUUUCUCCCUACUUUAUUUUCCCAAUUUACAACCGAUAAAUAUUCAUGUUUAGUCACUGAAUAUUGUCCUGGAGGCGAUUUGCAUGUCCUUCGGCAAAAACAGCCCAACAAAUGCUUCUCUGAACAUGCAGCCAGGUUUUAUGUUGCUGAAAUACUCCUUGCUCUAGAGUACCUACACAUGCUUGGAAUUAUAUACCGCGACUUAAAACCCGAAAACAUUUUGGUACGAGAAGAUGGUCACAUCAUGUUGACCGAUUUUGACUUAUCCCUAAAAUGCGAUCCUAAUCCAACGGUUGUUAUAAAUCCAUCACAUUCCAUCAAUCCUCCUAAAAAUAAAGAUUCUUCAAGUUGCAUAGGCCACCCGUUUUGUCUUCAACCCUCAUGGCAAGUCCCAUGUUUCACUCCAAACCUAAAACCCGAUCCAACGGUUACAACCGCCACCCCACAGCUAAUAGUGGAGCCUCAUGGCGCACGAUCAAACUCCUUCGUUGGGACCCACGAGUACCUGGCACCCGAGAUUAUAAAAGGGGAAGGGCAUGGGAGCCCUGUGGAUUGGUGGACUUUUGGGGUUUUGUUGUAUGAGCUUUUAUAUGGUAGGACACCUUUUAAGGGGAUAGGAGAUGAUGAGACUUUAGGAAAUGUGGUUUCAGAAGAUGUUAAGUUUCCUGAUUGGCCGAUUGUGAGUUUUGAGGUUAAAGAUUUGGUUAAAAGUUUGUUGAGAAAGGAGGUGGGGGAUCGGUUGGGGUCGGUUAAAGGGGCGGUUGAGAUUAAGGAACAUCGGUUUUUUGAGGGUUUGAAUUGGGCUUUGAUCCGGUGUGGCACGCCACCCGAGAUGCCGAAAGUAUGUGAUGUUAGAGGUGUGGGUGUAAAGAGUUUAGAGAAAGAGUUUAAGGGUAGAUUUGAUGAGAUGUUUUAGGGAAAAUAUGUUUUGGUUUUGGCUGUAAGUUGUAACAUAUGAAUAAAUAUAGGUGUAGAUUCUGAUUAGGAUAUAUGUAUAGUGUACAUGAUGUAAUACAAGAAAGAUAUAUUUGUGUAUCAUUUGAAGAAAAUUUUUCUUUGGUCUUUGGUCUUUGUUAAUAACGGACUUGUACUAGUGUUUUGGGAUGAGGAAAAGAAUAAACAAUAAGAGGUAGAGAUCAUAAUGUCGAAUCUUUAAAUAAAAUUAUAAAAUUUUGAUUUUAUGAUUUCAAA